AUGAAGUCCACAAUUCCUACUUUGUGCUGCCGGCGCAGCUCCGGUCUGCGAUCCGCCGCGCUUCGCCCUGCCCGGUACGCAUCCACGUCCCCGUCCCCGACCCCAACCCCGUCCGCCGCUCCGCCCGCAUCUCCGAAAUCUCGCCGCUGGCUGGGCAUCGUCGUUGUGAGCGCCGUGGCAGCCGGCGCCGGCGCCUAUAUUCGUUCCCAAGGACCUGGAUCGGCUACGUUGAACCAAGAGACGUUCACCAAAUACAGCCUUGUCUCCAGAGAGGCGGUCUCCUCGACCAGCAGUGUGUUCACCCUGCGGCCACGAUACCAUAGCGACGAAAACUACGAUGUCUACGAAGACGCCUGGCGCACCGGCGUAUGGAGUGUGAUGUUCAAGCAGCCGCAACUCCAGAUCGGUCGAGACUAUACCCCCUUGCCUACCACCGAAGCGACAUCAUUGACCGUGGAUGAGGAGAACGAGGGAUACCUGCGGUUUUUCAUCCGCAAAGACCCAUUUGGAGAGGUCUCCCGAUAUCUGCAUAGCUUGGAAAUUGGUGCAGACAUCGAAAUGCGAGGACCACAGAUCGAAUGCUCCAUCCCAGAAGAGACUCAAGAGAUCCUGUUCAUUGCGGGUGGGACGGGAAUUGCACCGGCCUUGCAGGCUGGAUAUUCUCUUUUGAACCGGACAACAACCCAAAACCGACCAAGGAUACAUAUUCUCUGGGCGAGUCGCCUAAGACAAGACUGUCUCGGGGGCGUAAGUGACACGCCGAAUGGCCCCGUAUCCACCGGGUCGUGGUUCUGGGGCUGGUUUGGUUCUUCUAAGAGCAGUGCCUCGGAGAGUCAGGCCGUCCCUGCAGUCUCCCAGAAUCAAGCUUCUUCUCUCAUUGUGCGAGAGCUCGAGGCGCUCAAGUCACAAUACCCGGGACAAAUCACGGUGGACUACUACUUAGACGAAGACAAUCGAUUCAUUGGGAAGAAGGAUAUUUCGCAAUUCAUCGAGUCCACCAGUCCCGCCGUCGAGUCUGGUAAGAACAAACUCAUAUUGGUAUCAGGCCCCGAAGGCUUUAUCAGUUACAUGGCUGGUCCGAAGGUCUGGGCGCAGGGCAGGGAGAUUCAAGGUCCACUACAAGGAAUUAUCAAGGAGCUGGAUCUGAAGGAAUGGGCUGUUUGGAAACUUUAA
Molecule: messenger RNA, 1173 nt
Organism: Penicillium macrosclerotiorum
Lineage: Eukaryota; Fungi; Ascomycota; Eurotiomycetes; Eurotiales; Aspergillaceae
Product: cytochrome b5 reductase family protein
Exons: 1
Coding region: 1-1173 (390 amino acids)
Molecular function (GO): oxidoreductase activity
Source: RefSeq, a predicted model, not a curated record